GCAUCGGUGAACCCCAGAUUGCGUGGGACUGGAUCGAGCAGACUGCCCGAGUGUUGGAAGAUCUCAAUGUACCCAUGGACAAUUAUCCCAGACUGGCUUCUCAAUUGCUUCGAAAGGAAGCCUACGAGUGGUGGAAGAGGACGGAUGAGAGUGCAGGAACCCCUAAGCCGUGGACAUGGGCACAUUUCGAAUGGGCAUUCAAGCAAGAAUAUAUUCCGAAAUGAUUUAGCAAGGAAAGACGUAAGGAAUUUGUUGAACUGGAACAUGGAGACAUGACACUCCCUGAAUAUCGUCAGAAGUUUACCAAACUCGCAAAGUUUGCACCAACCUUAGUAAAUACCCCAACCGAUCGCAUUGAGGAGUUCAGGAAGAAACUUCGACCUGACCUCAGGUCACGUGUAUCCGUUCUAACCACUGUGGAUUUCGCGGAGGCCUACGAUCUCAUUUCCAGGGCAGACAGCGACUUGAGUGCUUGCAUUGAGUAUCUGAAGACAAAUAAUGUCAGCUCAAGCACUCACCGUUCCACCGGCUCUACCUCAAAAGGGAAAAGGCCCUUUCAAAAACCUAGCAAUUCACAUUUCUCUAAAAAGGGAAAAUCUGUACAAACUCAGUCGAUGGCAUCCGUUGAUAAGUCCAAAAAGCGGAGGUAUCCAGCUUGCGAGCACUGUGGAAGGAAUCACCCUGGAGAAUGCUGGCUUAAGCAAGGGUUGUGUCUCGGCUGUGGAAAACCAGGACACUUUCGAAAAGAGUGCCCUACAAACCCCGGUGAACCGUAUCCACCUGCCCCUGUUGUUAGUCAAGCAGCAUCGGCACGACCCGCACGAAGUCAACGCUCAACAGCGGGGUCUAAUCCAGCCAAGAAUCAGAACCAACAACAAGGACGAGCUCCUGCUCGUACAUAUGCAAUGAAAGCACGAAUUGAGGAGAACCCUGACGUCAUCCAGG
Molecule: messenger RNA, 945 nt
Organism: Cuscuta campestris
Lineage: Eukaryota; Viridiplantae; Streptophyta; Magnoliopsida; Solanales; Convolvulaceae
Source: the annotation of a GenBank genome assembly